Messenger RNA from Didymodactylos carnosus, 999 nucleotides. NCBI's taxonomy places the organism in Eukaryota, Metazoa, Rotifera, Eurotatoria, Philodinida, Philodinidae. The record is from the annotation of a GenBank genome assembly.
AUGGCUCUACCAGUCUACCAACGAUACGAAAUUGUGUUUUUAUCUAAUCAUUCUCUGGGCCCACAGCUCAGUCAUGCGGCUGUGGCAAAAGAGAUUACUUGUAGCAAGUCUACGGUCAAAUAUUGGCUUCAGCGAUGGAAGCAAUCGAAAGAUUUAACUGACGCAAGCCGAUCAGGUCGACGUCGUAUGACUACCCCAAAACAGGAUCAGCGAAUUGUUUCACUCGCUGAAGAACAGACAUUCGUCACCAUCCAAGAUGUUGCACACCAGAUGAAGCGAAAACGAGUGGAGAUUAGUGAGCGCACAGUGCGACGACGCUUGAAAGAAGCUGGCGCAAAGUACAAUCGACCUCUCGCAAAACCUUUACUUACGGAACGUCGUCGAGAAAAUCGUUUGAAAUGGGCGCGAGAACAUCAAGCUGCGAACUGGGACCAAGUGAUAUUUUCCGAUGAAACCACCGUACGUAUGAAUCCCGUGAAAGGCCUGGUUUGGAACCUGCCAGGGAAGAAGAAGGUGGUUCGAACUGUCAAGCGUCCCAUCAAGGUCAAUGUUUGGGGUUGCUUCUCAAGCAAAGGUUUCGGUCGCGUCGCGUAUUUCCGAAAGAAUCUGGAUUCGAAGUUUCUCUGCGAUAUUUACCAGCGUGGUCUCUUACCUAUCGCUCGGAAACAGUUUGGUCCCGAUCCGACGUUCUGGAAGCUGCAGGAAGGUAACGAUCCGAAGCAUACCUCGAAACUAGCAACCAGUUGGAGAGCGAAGAAAGGAGUUGAAAAAAUUAAUUGGCCAUCGAUGUCACCCAACAUAGCGCCCAUAGAAAAUGUGUGGCAGCUCCUCAAAAUGAAAUUGAGAAAAAAAAACUUCAUAACUUAUGAGUCUUUGGUUUUGGCAAUCAAGCGUGAAUUGAAGGCUCUACCAUUAGACUUGGCCAUCAGGCUUGUACAUAGUACGAAAAAUCAAAUUUCCGAAGUUGUUGGAAGUCGCGGUGAUUUCAUACUGCGUUAG